UGCUCUAAUCUGGCUCUUUCAUCUUUCUCUCUCCGGCGAGAGCUGCACUUUAUAUAGAGAGAGAAAACAAAAAAAAUGCAUAUAUAUAGAGAGAGAAAGCAAAGACAAUUGUAAUGAGAAAGAGGUGCAAAUAUAUGUAUCUGCCAAUGAAAUCGAUCUAUCUUUCUUUUGCCUUUCUUUAGAUGAAAACCCAAAACCCUUCCCGACUUUCUCGCUUCUCUUUCCGGCGAACUUUUCGGUGAAAACCAAAACCAAAACCAAAACCAAAACCAAAACCAAAUCCAAAUCCAAAUCCAAAAUGCUGAUUCCAUGCAAUCGAUCCUCUUUACUCCCAACUGGGUUUCAUUUCUUCACAUUGUUUCUCUCUGUUUUAUUGACUUCAUUACAAGUUUUCUCAAAGCUCUGAUUUCUAAUUCUCUUCAUUGUAUAAACUCUGAUUGUAUAUAUAGAGAAUUGAUAAAGUUUUGGACCCAUGUCUUGAGGUGGGUUCAAAUUCGUUUUCAAUUCGAUACUAAUGCAAGUGUUGUCGUCCCAGAAAUGGACAACAAUCGAGCGAGUCGGUUCUCGCCUGCGAAGCCACAGACAAUUAAGAAAUCUGGUAUGGAUGGUAAUGGUGGGGGCAUUGUUUUUUCGGAGAAUUUGAAGAAAGAAAGACUGAGAAAAUUGAGUGUUGUUGGUAGAGUGAGUUCAAGCAACGAAAACGGCGAAAUGGGUUCUGUUGGAUCUGAUAGGGAAGAUGAGCUUCGACCCACCACUAGUAUUAGCAAGAGAUUUAAGCUUCCUACAAAGUUUUUCGAUGAAUACAACACAGUUGAUCAUGCUUCUGUUCCUAGGAAGUUACGGUCAGCCAUGAAGAAGCGCAAUCACAACUCCAUUUCUCCACCAUUGCCAGAUAAGAAGAAGCCGAACAAUGGGAUCAAUGGAGUCAAAUUACCAAUAAAGAAUAGCAUAAAGAAAUCCAAACAGAAGCAACAACGAGACUCAGAGGGAUCUCCAAGCCAGAUCAUUGUACGGCCAAUCACAAAAGACGAGGAAGAAGUUGUAGAGACUCUGUAUGCUUUGGCCGAAAUGUUUCCAUUUCCAAACAAUAACAAGAGUGAUUCGGAUUGUGAAUUAACAAAAGCAAAAUCUUCACCUAUGAGAGAGGGAGAGAAUUCAAGGCCUCGAUUGGAAGGUUCCGAAGCUCCUGAGAAAGAAGAGGACUCAAACUCAAAGUCACUUGGCCCCUCAACUACUGUCGAGGCUGGCAAUUCAUCAUUGUUAGAAGAAUCAGCUCAAGAAACUGUACAAGCCAAAUGUUUGAAUGAACCAUCAGAACCUGGUUUCCCCAACAGUGCACAAUUGCGUACCGAAUUGGAUAAUACCAUUUCUCAAAGAAACAUACAAUCAAUGUCUAUGUUAUCCAAGAGUGAACCCAUCGAUGGGAACCCAUCUUGCAGUUCUGUUGGUUGCAAUGUUCAAUCUGAACUAGGCCUAGGAACUAGCUCUAAGCAGCCCAAACACAAGGAAGCCGCAACUUAUGCGGGAAAACCAGAAAAUGCAGCUGGACCAGCUGCAUCUGUUGGUUGUCAACACGAACUACAACACACCCUCAAUGGGAGCAAAAACAGUGGUGUGGCAUUGUGGCCAGGCUUGUCUUCAGCAGCAUCCAAUGGUGCAAGUACUCAGGGACCUUCUUUGAGGUCAUCCCCUGCUAAAACUCCUGUUUGGUUGGCCAUGGCUCCUUCUGUAACUCCACCCGGUUCAUUGCGUAAUGGUGUUCUAACAGAAAAGGAUUCUAGAGCUCCAGUUGGUAGAAAUAAGCCAUGGAAGAGAUGUUCAGCUCAUGUUUAUGUAAGUCGUCUCAUUAAGGUCUUGCAAAUUACCGAGAAAAAAGACGUGCUGCCUGUGCUGGCUACUCAGUUGACUUCAAAUGAAGGAUCCAAACGAGGCAUUAUUUUUACAGACAACCACCUGAACACAGUGUGAAGUGCCUUGAACGGAUCUGUUUCUGAACACAACAUAGUUGGUUAUUCUGCUGAGAAGAAUCCAAUCGAAGUUAGGAAUGCUAUUCUAUUGCACAAGGGACUCAUUCAAGAACAUCAACAACAGGCUUCUUCAACAUCCACGCUUUACACCACACAAAAGAAGAGUUUUGACUUCUUGUCCCUGUCAGCCAGAGGUGGUGGAAUGGAAGCUACUAACAGUGCUAAUAAAGUAGGGAAUGAACUUGAGCCAUUGACUCAAUUUCAAAUUCCUUACCUGCCAUCACUUGCGCAAAAUCACACAGUCCUGCCGUACUCUCUGCCCCAAAUUCGUUAUUCAUCCACUCCUUUCACCAACAAUCUUUCAGUGGCUUCAGCAAAGCAGGUCCAGAUACAGCCACUUCAAUACAUGAGCCAUGGCCCUCCACGAUUGAGUACCGCAGCCUUGCCAAUACAGCAGCGGCAACGGAUUUGGACAGCUCAAUACAAGCCCGUCGGAGUAGCUGGGUCCUAUAAUCCAAACUGGGAAAACAGAAGACAAGACCCUUCAACAAUCCAGUUUGCUCAAUCAAUUGUCCAACGUUCACAUUGUUCACUAGAAGUACUUGGCCCCAAGUAUGCUCCAAUCUCACAACAUCAGCAACAGCAGCAGCAGUUCAAUCCUGUUUCCUCAUCUUUGCCCAAUGUCAGGGCUAAAGGGCAACACCACCAUCAUCAUCUCCCUUCUGGCUACGAAGGAAGUGGAGUCUGUUUGUGUCCUGAUACUGCACUUCCAUUGCAAUUACUCUGCAACGAGCGCCCUUAAAUGAGAUGGGACUGACCUAACAAAGUAGUCGUGAAGGAAAACGGGUCAUCAUUGGCAUCAAAGGAUUGGGAGAAUGAGUAAUUCCAGGCUCUGAGGCAAAUUCAAAACUCCAUUUGCUGCACUAUCAGGUGAGAGAAGUCUUGUAUUGUCUGCUUUGUUGAGGCGAAAAAAAUAGACGCAUAAUUUUAGUGUAUUGCUAAUGUUCCAGAGUAGCCUUUUUGGGUUCUGUGGUUGGCUUUGGGGUCUUGUACGGUGCAUUCCCUGCCAAAUUGAGCAUGAACACAACAGCCCAUGUUGUGCUAAAGCAUAUGAUAUUAACAGAAGAUUAAAAAAAAAAAGGGCUAAAGACCAAAUUCCAAAUGAGCUCCUUACCAAAUCUACUUUGUGGUUGGUUGGGUGGGGAGGUGAGUCGGAGGGAGUGGGUAUAUGUUAGAUAAAUAAGUUUUAAAAAUAUAGAAAUCAAUCUCAUAAGACAGACACAUAAUCCAUAUGGAUGGAUGCACAAGAUUUUUAAAAAUGGAUUCUAUCAACAAAAUUUGUAAAAUUGUGUAUUUAUAAUGUGUUUAAUUUGUGUUUGUAGUAAAAUUGUUCUUAGAUAAUACCAGUUUAAGAAACUAAGCCAAAUAUUAAUGAUUUAGUAUAAUAA
Molecule: messenger RNA, 3415 nt
Organism: Camellia sinensis
Lineage: Eukaryota; Viridiplantae; Streptophyta; Magnoliopsida; Ericales; Theaceae
Source: RefSeq, a predicted model, not a curated record